AUGGCGCCGGUGGGCGGGGGCGGGCGCCCGGGCGGCGGGCCGGCCCGAGGGCGCCUCCUCCCGGCGGCGCUGGUGCUGCUUGUGCUGCUGUGGGCGCGGGGGGCCGGGGGCGAGGGCAGCCCCCAUCGGGGUGCGAUCGUGGGCAUGAGGCUGGCGAGCUGCAACAAGUCAUGUGGGAUGAACCCGGAUGGCAUCAUCUUCGUGUCGGAGGGCAGCACGGUGAACCUGAGGCUGUACGGCCAGAGUCUGGGCGAUGUCUCCAGCAAUCUGAUCUCUUUCACCGAGGUGGACAACGCGGAGACCGCCCACAACUCCACCAACUGCCUGGAGCUCACCAAGGACCUGGUCGUCCAGCAGCUGGUCAACGUGAGCCGCGGGAACACGUCCGGGAUGCUGGUGGUGCUCACCAAGUUCCUCCGGAGGAGCGAGAACAUGAAGCUGUAUGCUCUGUGCACCCGGGCACAGGCUGACGGGCCUUGGCUCAAAUGGACAGACAAGGACUCACUGCUCUUCAUGGUGGAGGAACCCGGGAGGAUCUUGCCACUUUGGAUGCACAUUCUCCUGGUUUUGGUGCUUCUCGUGUUGUCGGGCAUCUUUUCUGGCCUCAACCUGGGGCUUAUGGCCCUGGAUCCCAUGGAGCUGCGCAUCGUGCAGAACUGUGGCACUGAGAAAGAGAGGCGAUAUGCCCGCAAGAUCGAGCCAAUCAGACGCAAGGGCAAUUACCUGCUCUGCUCUCUACUCCUGGGGAAUGUGCUGGUCAACACCUCCCUUACCAUCCUCCUGGACAACCUCAUUGGGUCUGGCCUUAUGGCCGUGGCCUCCUCCACCAUUGGCAUUGUCAUCUUUGGCGAGAUCUUACCUCAGGCCCUGUGCUCCCGACAUGGGUUGGCAGUGGGUGCCAACACCAUCGUUCUUACCAAAUUCUUUAUGCUGCUCACCUUCCCCCUCAGUUUCCCUAUUAGCAAGCUCUUGGACUUUUUUUUGGGUCAGGAGAUUCGCACAGUUUACAAUCGGGAGAAGCUGAUGGAGAUGUUGAAGGUGACAGAACCCUAUAAUGACCUCGUGAAAGAGGAGUUAAAUAUGAUCCAGGGUGCCCUGGAGCUGAGGACCAAAACUGUAGAGGAUAUCAUGACCCAGCUCCAGAACUGUUUCAUGAUUCGAAGUGAUGCUAUUCUGGACUUCAACACUAUGUCAGAGAUUAUGGAAAGUGGUUAUACCCGCAUUCCUGUGUUUGAAGAUGAGCAGUCUAAUAUUGUAGAUAUUCUUUACGUCAAAGACUUGGCUUUUGUGGAUCCAGAUGACUGCACCCCCCUCAAGACCAUCACCCGCUUCUACAACCACCCUGUGCACUUUGUUUUCCAUGACACCAAAUUGGAUGCAAUGCUGGAGGAGUUCAAGAAGGGGAAGUCCCACCUGGCCAUUGUGCAGAAGGUGAACAACGAGGGUGAGGGCGACCCCUUCUAUGAGGUGCUGGGCCUGGUCACCCUGGAGGACGUCAUCGAGGAGAUCAUCAAGUCUGAGAUUCUGGAUGAGUCGGACAUGUACACUGACAAUCGAAGCCGGAAACGGGUGUCUGAGAAGAACAAGCGUGACUUCUCAGCCUUCAAGGACACUGACAGUGAACUCAAAGUAAAAAUUUCACCACAACUCCUUCUGGCUGCUCAUCGCUUUCUGGCAUCAGAGGUAUCCCAGUUUAGCCCCUCUUUGAUAUCAGAGAAAAUCCUGCUGCGACUGCUCAAGUACCCAGAUGUCAUUCAGGAACUCAAGUUUGAUGAACGUAACAAAUACUGCUCAGGCCAUUAUCUGUACACCCGGAACAAGCCAGCUGACUACUUCAUUCUCAUCCUUCAGGGGAAGGUAGAGGUGGAAGCAGGGAAGGAGAACAUGAAGUUUGAGACUGGCGCCUUCUCAUACUAUGGGACCAUGGCCCUUUCCUCUGUCCCCACUGACCGAUCCCCAUCCCACCCCGUCCCUCUCAGUCGCUCGGCCUCCCUCAGUUACCCAGACCACAGCAUAGAUAUGUCGCCCUCCACCACCCUCACAAGCAGCUGUAACCAGUUUGGCAGCUGCAGCCUGGGCCAAUACACCUCUGACUUCAGCGUCCGGGCACUUAUGGACCUUCAGUACAUUAAGAUCACUCGGCAGCAGUACCAGAAUGGACUGUUGGCCUCCCGCAUGGAGAGCAGCCCUCAGUUUCCCUUGGAUGGCUCUACCUCCUGUGCAGAGAACUUUUCUGAGAAGUCUCAGCUGUCGGUGGUGGAUGAGACCACGACUCUUCUCAAUGAGCGCAACUCCUUGCUACACAGAGCCUCUCAAGAGAGUGCCAUCUGACAGGAGGGCCUGGGGGCCCCCCGCCCACCCUGCGGGGGCCUCCCUGGUGGGCCCACAUGAAGACAGGGAGCCUGUUAGGCCAGAAGGGGUGCAGGUAGAUAGAUAGCCUGCAUAACUAAGCAGCCAGACAGUCCUACCUAUGGGGACCUAGCUGCUGACGGGGACCUCUGAACAGCACUGUGGUGGUGGCUGCCCAGCCCUGGUCCAGUGAGGCAGUAGGCCAGCUAUGUGAGCAAAGGCUGGUUUUUUUACUUACAGAAUUUCUAAGCUAGGCUCAUUGCUCCUCUUUUUAAAUAUCAUUUUGGGAAGGGAAGACAGGGUUAAGGAAUUUUAUAUUUAAAAAAUUUUUUUUUCCAAAAAGACUUUAAAAGAAGGAGGGUUCUCACCCUAGGAAGCAAGAGCCAUACUCUGCUCUGACAUGAUCUUCUAGUCUGAAUCCUUGACUCUGGGAGCCGUGCUUCUGCUACCACCGUGGAGGCCCAGAGCCCAUAGGAGAAGGGAUUGGCUCUUCCUAGGAAGCAAAGAACCAAAUGGCAUUGAGAUCAGCUGCCUGGACAUGUGCACCAAGUCCUAUCUGAGGUCACUGAAGCUGCGAACAGCUGGGUAACUGAUCAGGGACAUGAUAACCCCAGCAACAGAGGGGAGCACAUCUACUGCUGUCAACCACUGGAUCAGAAAUCUGCCAGAACUCUGUUGAUGGCUCUCCUGGUGAGUCAAGGCUUGACUAAGGACCCUCCCCAUCUCCCAUAUACUCCUUCAGACAACCCCCCUCCCCCCGGGAUGGGGCUGCCUCCAAGUGUUAGGCAGAGUGUUUGGCUUUACGAUUGCUUACUUGCUUCUCAGGCCCUGACCUCACUUUUACCAAAGGUUCCCCCCUUGAUGGGGAGGGCAUCUGCACCAGAGGUAACUUGUCUGCAGUCCUCCUUUCUAUACCAGAAAAGACUCUGGUCAUAGACGUCUGCAUUGUUAGCAGUUAAUUCUACCCAUACCUACCUACAAGGAGGUCAGGCUCAGUUGACCCAGGAAACCCUUUUCCCAGACUUAUUUCUCAUCUCUAUACCCCAAUCUCUCUGGGGAGUGAAGACAGGAGCUUGUUUGUCAUGCCUUUUUCUCAGCUGCUUGCUGAGGUUUCCCUGAUCUUAUUUGUCCACUUAAGGAACCCUGGGAAAUAAGGGAUCUUGUUAAAGGCUUGCCACUGGCAGCCCUGGUUUCCUGUACUUGUGAGAACCUAGUGAGAGCGUGCAGCCUGGCCUCACUGCAGCUGGUGGUACUGACAGCCCACCCCUGUGUGCAGCCCUGCCUCAGCCCUCUUCCCUGGGUUUUGGAAUCAGGCCAUGCUGUAGAGGUCCAGGCUUUCACUGUGGGGAAGCUGGGGCCACGUCCAUCUUGUUAAGUGGAAUAGAAGCUGGGGUGUGGUGGAGGAGAUGCUGCAGGCUUUCUGCCUGAGUAGUUUUUAUUUGUACUUUUCCUUAGCCAGUGGCAUUGUCCUGUUGCCCAAGUGUUCUGCUCACUAGGUACCCAGUGAAUCCUAACUCCUAGGAACAGGGUGUGUCUUGCACCAAGUGUGGCCCUGGCCAGACUGAGGUCAUCCCCAGCACAGACUUUACUCCUAGAAGCUUGGAAGAAAAGGUGGUAAUAAGUUGUCAACCAAAAGAAGAAAAACCACCUAACCUUUAACACUCCCCACCCCCACAUAGGAAACUCUUAGUUUUCUACAAGAGCAGCUUGCUGAGUCCCAAAAGGAGCUAGCCCAGCUGUGUACCUGAUUGUGCCAGGUGGAGCAAAACACGUUGGCCUGAGCCACGUGAGUAGGUGUGAGGCAAAAGGAACAGGUGCACACACUUCUGCAGCUACCUCUUUGCCCAUGGUUACUACCAACUGUCAGUCCCUCUCCCCUCCCCGACAUCAUCCCAUUUACAAUCACUUCUUGCAGAGGGUCAUAAUUAUUUCCAAAUAUUACCGGUCCAAUGACUUCCUCCUCCCAGUGCAAUUUUUCACUUCCUAUUCCAACCUCUGGUUCCUGGGCUGAGCCAUACUCUGGAACUGACCUAUUGUGCAUGUCUCCCAAGUGAGACAUUGCAAUUGGCAUCCAAAUGGGUAGGCAAGUCACAGCCACCAUAGCAAAUAACUCCUAUUUAUUUUGCAUAAAAUUUUAAUUUGUAUAUUUUUGUGAUUUAUUUUGGCAUUGUUAUGAGUUUGACUCUCGGGGAGUUUUGUUGUUAUGACUCUUGUGUCUUUUGUCACAAAACAAUGAUAAUAUUUGCUGAACAAUAUAUGGAAUUUAUUUUUGAUUGGUAAUAAAAUGAAAUAUGUUUAAGUCUU
Molecule: messenger RNA, 4653 nt
Organism: Dipodomys spectabilis (banner-tailed kangaroo rat)
Lineage: Eukaryota; Metazoa; Chordata; Mammalia; Rodentia; Heteromyidae
Gene: Cnnm4
Product: cyclin and CBS domain divalent metal cation transport mediator 4
Exons: 7
Coding region: 1-2331 (776 amino acids)
Biological process (GO): magnesium ion transport; magnesium ion homeostasis
Cellular component (GO): plasma membrane
Molecular function (GO): magnesium ion transmembrane transporter activity; sodium ion transmembrane transporter activity
Source: RefSeq, a predicted model, not a curated record